This is a messenger RNA of Cylicostephanus goldi, 494 nucleotides long. The record is from the annotation of a GenBank genome assembly. NCBI's taxonomy places the organism in Eukaryota, Metazoa, Nematoda, Chromadorea, Rhabditida, Strongylidae.
AUGCAUGGUCAACAAGCGCAUCAGACAUUGCUCUCUGCAAUGACUUCUCCUGGAAAGGAGCGAACAAACGCAUUUGGAAGAAUGGGACUCACUUUUGGCCUCGGAUUCCUCCUAACUCCAUUACUUUCCAUCAUCGCCACAAAACUGUUUUCUGAAAGUGCGCCAAUCAUUGUUUCUGCUAUUCUUUGCAUCGUUCCCGUUGCUGUAUUGGAAUGCUUAUUGGACAAAAGGUCGUACGAAGAGCACCAAUCGGAAGUGACCGAGGAGUCAAAUAACCACAUGAGCAUCACUAAUGUUAUUCGCAUACUAAAUCGACCCGGAGUACUAAAUAUAAUGUUCAAGAAAAAUGCUCCUAUUGUCCCCAUGCUUCUUACUAACGGUUUUGGUGUUAUUUGGAUGCGGAAGAGAUUCACAGAACAGACUCUGCUCCUAAUAGGAAUGAUUUUCUUCGUGAGUUUAUCCUUUCUUUACUUUGGAAAUGAAAUUUGCUAGUU